ACCCUUAAAGACAAUUAUUAGUAUACGGAAACUCUAUUAGAAUAUAGAGAUAUUAAUGCCUUUUCUCGGCGACCUAACAAACUCCUUAUAAACUUCUGUUUAAUAAGAUGAUAGGAUGCACCGAUAUCCCAAUGUUCCCUCGCAUCUAGAAGCUCUAGAAGAUGUUUAAAAGCUUCCUUCACCUCUUCCGUCACGGAUGUGUAGUACUGUACGUGUACGGUACGAAGGCUUCGGAGGAUUGGCAGAGACUCUAUAUCGAUACCACGACUAUAGAGGAAGUCUUCCAAAUGAAAGUGUCGUUUCCCGGCCUCUACAAAGCCUUCAGGAUCCUGCGACACGGUAGGAGAUGGUUAAGGAUCUACGGGAGCCUCAGAGGCUGUUCUAACAGAGAUCCGGUCCGUUGAAGUUAACUUGCAGUAAUGACUGAACCUAUCAGAGGCUUUCCAGAUCUCUUUACAUUCUGGACAAACUUCAUGAUGGAUUUCCGAAUGUUUCCUCUGAUUGCUAUUCCUGGUGAAACGCUUUUUGCAGCCGCGGUGAGUACAUCGAAACGUUCCUUCGUUAAUUUCUUCCCUUUCAUAGGUAUCAAGCAAUACUGUAACUAUAUUGUCGGAAUUGUAGGAUGGGUGUAGGUUGAGCGCA
Aplosporella prunicola CBS 121167 is the source of this 642-nucleotide messenger RNA. RefSeq lists its product as uncharacterized. The transcript has a single exon. Bases 420 to 632 code for a protein of 70 amino acids. The record is from RefSeq and is a predicted model, not a curated record. Lineage: Eukaryota; Fungi; Ascomycota; Dothideomycetes; Botryosphaeriales; Aplosporellaceae.